GUGGUUUAAUAGUGGACAACACGGUAAAAGUCAGCAGAGGACAAAGAGUAUCAUCAUAUACGUCAAGUAUUCCCGCGGUCUCGCUUAUAAAAUGUGAAUCAACGUGCUUCUUACGUAAACGGAAUGGAAUGUGCAACAUUUGCGGAUAUGAUAAAAUAUCAAAGACGUGUUUUAUCAGUAAUGAUAACGAAGCCGACAUCAUUCUUACUUCUGACCACACAAAGGUGGUUCUAAAACCAAUUGAACAUAUCUGUGAGAAUGCAGAGUACCUGGUGAACGGAGUCAACCCUGUAUCUGACGCCCAGCUUAGCGCUUCGUCAGUGUAUGACCCGGGACAUGCGGAAACAGGAGCCAGGCUCAAUACUUCACCGAGCCUUACAACGGUUGGCGCCUGGUGUGCGGGGUACAAUGAUGCAAACCAAUAUAUACAGGUACAAUUCAAUGAUGUUAGUCACGUGACAGGCGUGGCUAUUCAAGGUCGACCAAUCAACACCGACCCAGCCUUUCCUCACGUCGGCUGUUGCCUCCAGUAUGUGACUUCAUACAAGGUCCUCUAUAGCUCUGACUGUGUAAACUUUAUCACGGUCAAAGACAACAAUGGAGUUGAUAUGGUAUUUACCGGGAACACGGACCAGGACACUGUUGUGACAUCGCUGUUGCCAAGUCAAGUUACCGCUCUUUGUGCAAGAGUCAACCCAAUUUCGUAUUUGGGGCACGUCAGCCUUAGAUUCGACAUUCUUGGAUGUCCGAUCUAUAACUAA
This is a messenger RNA of Mya arenaria, 761 nucleotides long. RefSeq names its product inactive carboxypeptidase-like protein X2. Lineage: Eukaryota; Metazoa; Mollusca; Bivalvia; Myida; Myidae. The transcript is spliced from 4 exons. The record is from RefSeq and is a predicted model, not a curated record. The coding region runs from base 129 to 761 and encodes 210 amino acids.